GUCAGUGCCUACCUUCACUACUGAGGUGCACAUCCCUCUGGACUGCUGGUCAACCAGCUGGGAAUUCACUUCAAGAAGUUUCUAUUGUCAUCAGUAGUUCUGCAGCAGCUUCUGGUGAAAAUGAACGUCCUGCAAAUUCUGGGUCUCCUACAGCUGCUGGCUGUACCUGCUUUCACUUUCACACGGCCAAUCCAUGACUACUGGGGAGAGUUUGGACCCUAUGGGCCCUGCAGCCGUACCUGUGGCACGGGAGUGGCAAUGAGAACCAGGAAAUGUAUCACUUCGAGGACGGACGGAGGACAUAACUGCCUUGGAUCCUCUAAGUCCUUCCGAAUUUGUAACACACAGGACUGUCCGGCUGGGUCCAGGGACUUCAGAGAGGAGCAGUGCUCCCAAUUGGACCACACAGACUUUCAGAGCAAACGCCAGACAUGGGUGCCUUAUUAUGGAGCAACCAAUCCAUGUGAGCUGACGUGUGUCCCAAGAGGAGAGAACUUCUUCUACAGACACAGACCUGCAGUGGUGGAUGGGACACCGUGCUAUGUGGGACGCUCUGAUAUCUGUGUGGAUGGCGUCUGCAGGAUACUGACACAUGGAGACAUUAUGGGUUUGGAUGAAGACACUAAUUCCGUGCAUGCUGCUGCCUCCGUUGCUGUUGCUCCUCACCAAAGAGACACCCUAAAAUACGUCUACAAAACUGGUGUUUACGGCCAGUGCUCUGCCUCCUGUGAUGGAGGCAUGCAGUAUCGCAGCGUGCAGUGCUGGGUUCAGGACCCAGCAAACCCCCGUGUGGUGGAGGAGACUAACUGCAUCACCCAGAGGCUGCAGAGGCCGCAGAGCCAGCAGGCCUGCAACAUGCAUCCAUGUGCUUCUGCUGCUGCUGCUGCUGAGUACAGCGUCUCCAGCUUCACUGUGUGCUCGGUGACUUGCGGGGAAGGCCGGCAGACGAGGGAGGUGACCUGCGUGGGGUCGAGAGGUGAACGCCUGCCUGAGCACGCCUGCAGUGGACUUGCAAGACCUGCAUCUGUCCAGACCUGCCGAAGACCUGCCUGUCACACACACAUCACCUGGCAUGUGACCGACUACGGACUGUGCACUAGAAGCUGCGGUGGCGGUGUGAGGGAGAGGAGAGUGGGCUGUUUCGAUACAGAUUUGAACCCUUACCCAGAGUCCCGGUGUGGACCAGCCCGCAGACCCGUUUCUGUCGAGACAUGCAACUCACAAGCAUGCCCUGGAGCACAACUGGUCCCAAGUGUGCAGGACCCGAGGGCACAUGAAAACAUUGUGAGAGGAUUUGUGCCUCAUGCUCCAGAAGACCCUUCAGCUUCCCAGCCACAUACAAACAUUGCGUAUGAUCCCUACACGGCUGCGGUUAGUCCUCACUGUUCACAGUCAUUCUAUGGCUGCUGUCCUGACGGCCGAACAUCCGCCACGGGGCCCAGAAAUGAGGGCUGCUCCCAACAAGACUGUGUUAACACCAGAUUCGGCUGUUGCUUGGAUGGGGUGACUGCAGCUCAAGGAUUUGGACGGGCUGGAUGUCCUGAGUUCCUUACAACUGUGCAAAACCCACCACCUCCCGCCCCUCCAUCCACUGGCAGUGUGUGCUCCCUGCCUCGUGAUGAGGGCCCCUGUGAUACUUGGAAGGUCCGCUACUACUAUGACUCAGGCGCUGGCAAAUGUACUGAGUUCUGGUAUGGAAGCUGCCAUGGCAACGCUAAUAACUUUAUGACCCUGGAAGCAUGCCAGAGAGAGUGUGGGGGUGUGGUGACGAGGGAGCCCCCACCUGCACCUCGAAGAGGGGCUACAAGGAGAGGGUCAUCCAGCGGGGCUUUGAGGGCGAGGGCAUAACAAUGGUCACUACUGACACCUCUAAAUCAGUGCUGUCUUUAUGAAUCAGAUGAUAUUUGUACACAUAGAAUUUACAUAAUGAAGUCACACACAAACAUGUAUUGUAAAACUUACCACACCGUAACUUUCAUUUUAGCGUCAGGCUUUACAUCAUCGAGAAAGUGUUGCAUUUUAACUAACAUGAUUCCAGCUCAUGGUUUGGAUUUUGUUAUUGUUUUGAUCUUUGGUAUUUUGUUUGUGAUGCACACCGUAUUCACAUACAUAUUUUGCCUUAGAUCAGGACUACAACAAAAUGAUGUCAGUGUGAAUCAUGAACCUAAUCAAUAAAUUGCCAGCUAUCCGGUAACCUUGAAA
Messenger RNA from Plectropomus leopardus (leopard coralgrouper), 2202 nucleotides. RefSeq names its product papilin b, proteoglycan-like sulfated glycoprotein (gene paplnb). Lineage: Eukaryota; Metazoa; Chordata; Actinopteri; Perciformes; Serranidae. Gene Ontology annotation, biological process: extracellular matrix organization; proteolysis. Gene Ontology annotation, molecular function: metalloendopeptidase activity; serine-type endopeptidase inhibitor activity. Gene Ontology annotation, cellular component: extracellular matrix. The record is from RefSeq and is a predicted model, not a curated record.